Messenger RNA from Glycine soja, 332 nucleotides. RefSeq lists its product as uncharacterized. Lineage: Eukaryota; Viridiplantae; Streptophyta; Magnoliopsida; Fabales; Fabaceae. The transcript has 3 exons. The record is from RefSeq and is a predicted model, not a curated record. Gene Ontology annotation, molecular function: nucleotide binding. The coding region runs from base 1 to 261 and encodes 86 amino acids. Gene Ontology annotation, biological process: transcription initiation at RNA polymerase III promoter. Gene Ontology annotation, cellular component: RNA polymerase III complex.
AUGAAAAUCUUAGAGGGCAAUGUUGGUGCACUCACAAAUUUUGAGGUCCUUGAUUUCUUACUAACUAAAGGAGCUUCAAAGGAUCCAACAAGAGUUAUUGCCAAAGUAGCACAGUCUGAAUACAAGGUUUAUGAUUAUUUGGUUGACACUGCUGCCUCUGUUCAAACAAGAGAGAGCAUCAAUGAGUUCUUGACAAGUGUUAAACAGCAUGACCUAGUAAGGUUCCUCUCUAUUGGGGAAUCGCAGCUGAUGGAUACGUAGCAUUUGCUGAUGAUGCAGAUUUGCUUAAAGGUUCUUGUGGCAAGUCACUUGCUUCUUUCCCUCAAGGUGAG